GUUUCCAUGCCGGCAAAUUUGUGUGAGGCGACUCACCGGCGUUUUAAUUCGAACGUAGGAACUUUCUCACGUAAUUUUCGCCUCGCAAUGCGUGUCGCUGCUUUAUUAACGUUAGAAAAUGUUCAGCUGCGCGUAAGCGUGCAGCACAGAUAGGCCUUUGACUUCGCGAAAGCGCAGCAUGUUAUCUUUUCCUUUCCAGUCUACGAAUCGAAGUCGGCUGCUCGAGUCACCUUGCUCGUUUUUCCUCGAGGUGAGCAGCACCUUAUAGCGUCACUUGAAUUUUUCUGGAUGCAGAAUGGUAUUGUGACGAGCCUCAAUGGAGACGGCCAGUUUCCAUAGUUCAGUUAGUAAGGAGGCCAAAGAUGGUGUGCCGGGGAGAAAUAAGAGUGCGCCGUGUGACGAAGAAGUGCGGCCAAAUGCCACAGCGGCACCACCUGUGGCAGCAUUUCAACUGCAAGCAGCGGAAGAUUCUUCUACCGCGGACCACACGCGUGAUCGGGGCAAGUGGCAAGGUCGGCUCGACUUCAUCUUUGGCUGCAUCAACUAUGCAGUCGGCCUGGGCAACGUGUGGCGCUUUCCCUACCUCUGCUACGAAAAUGGAGGAGGUGCCUUCCUGGUUCCUUACUUCGUAUGCCUCGUCCUGACAGCCAUCCCUUCAUUCCUUCUUGAGGUGGCCCUGGGACAGUAUGUUUGUCGUGGUGGCAUUGGUGUCUGGAAGCUGGUGCCCAUUUUCAAAGGUGUGGGCAUUGCUUCCAUGGUGAUGGUGUUCUUUUCGAACGUGUACUACAUCAUUGUGGUCGCGUGGAUUAUGUUCUACCUUUUCGCGUCCUUCACCAGCAACCUUCCGUGGCAGGAGUGCGGCAACUACUGGAACACUGAACGCUGCAGGGAACCGAAUGGGACCAACCUUGCCAACACCACCUUCACCACGCCUGUCCAGGAGUACUGGGAGAGACGUGUGCUCAACAUCUCAUCAGGGCUUGAAGACGUAGGCAAUGUUCGCCCUGAGCUGGCAUUGUACCUGCUGCUGUCAUGGGCCAUUGUCUUCCUGGUCACGUGGAAGGGCAUUCAUCAGAGCGGCAAGAUAAUUUGGUGCACAGCCCUGUUUCCUUACGUGAUACUGUUGGUGCUGCUGGUGCGAGGUGUGACUCUUCCUGGUGCCGACGCGGGCCUCCUCUUCUACGUGACGCCCAAGUGGGAGAAGCUACUGGACCCCCAUGUGUGGAUAGCUGCUGGCACCCAGGUGUUCUACACGUUUGGCAUUGGCUUUGGCUCCGUCAUAGCCCUGGGCAGCUACAACAAGUUCCACCACAACUUCUUCAGGGACUCAAUGGUGCUGUGUGUGGUGAACCCAAUGACUAGCAUUGUGGCAGGUGUGGUGAUAUUCUCGGUGCUGGGUCACCUGGCGCACAUAACUGGCCGCGACGUCGGCGAUGUGUUUCGCUCGGGACCGGGCCUUGCAUUCCUAGCCUACCCAGAAGUUGUGGCCAAAAUGCCAGCGGCACCUGUCUGGUCGGUGCUGUUCUUCGUGAUGCUGCUUGUGGUGGGCAUUGACAGCCAGUUCUGCACAGCUGAGGCCCUCAUAGCUGGCCUCAUCGAUGUGUGGCCUGUGCUUCUGCGAAACCGACAGCAAGUGACGCUUCUCUUUUGCACCAUCCAGUUCCUCUUGGGGCUCAGCAUGGUCACCCAGGGUGGCAUGUAUCUAUUCCAACUUGUUGACAGCUAUGCUGUGUCGGGCAUGACACUCCUGUUUAUAGUGUUUUUCCAGAACGUGGCCAUCUCCUGGUUUUACGGUUCCAACAAGUUUGCCAGCAACAUAAAAGAGAUGAUUGGCUAUGCACCCAACUGGUUCUUUCGUGCUUGCUGGAUGGUGUUUGUGCCCUUCUUUUGCAUUACCAUAUUUGUAUCAUCCAUCAUUCAGUACCGGCCACCUGUAUAUGCCAAGACUUACUUCUACCCCUGGUGGGGCGAGCUAAUUGGCUGGUUCAUGGCAUUAGUAUCCAUGAUGAUGAUUCCCACCUAUGCCAUCUACUACCUAAUCACCACCAAGGGCUCUCUUUCCAAGCGACUCCAACUGGGUGUAACGUCAACUCUGAAGCCAAAGCUUCGAGCCGAAACGGGGCCGCUCCUGGAUCCGCCGGCGAAACCGACCCUUAGUGCCAACUGAUGGGCCACCUCAGCAGCUCGAGGGAUUGUUUGCCAAGUCUUCAGUGCCUGGUUGUAGGAGCAUGACUUUGACCAUGAUGCGAACAGUUUUUUCCUGUCUUCAAUGCGAAACUUGUGCUGCUUGAGGAAGACGCGUGUUACCCGAGGUCACCCAGAUUUAUUGUUGAAGCCGAUGUGAUUUUGUUGCAUUUUUAACAGCUUUUUAAAAAAAAGUAUACUCUAUGUUUUGAUAUACAAUAUUUUUCCUCCUUGUACAACCAGAGAAUAUUUUGCCUAUAAUAUAUAUAGA
Molecule: messenger RNA, 2455 nt
Organism: Rhipicephalus sanguineus (brown dog tick)
Lineage: Eukaryota; Metazoa; Arthropoda; Arachnida; Ixodida; Ixodidae
Product: sodium- and chloride-dependent GABA transporter 1
Exons: 14
Coding region: 317-2167 (616 amino acids)
Biological process (GO): sodium ion transmembrane transport
Cellular component (GO): membrane
Source: RefSeq, a predicted model, not a curated record